This is a messenger RNA of Penicillium chermesinum, 2289 nucleotides long. Its product is annotated as fungal specific transcription factor domain-containing protein. The annotation marks the transcript as partial. NCBI's taxonomy places the organism in Eukaryota, Fungi, Ascomycota, Eurotiomycetes, Eurotiales, Aspergillaceae. Gene Ontology annotation, biological process: positive regulation of transcription by RNA polymerase II. The record is from RefSeq and is a predicted model, not a curated record. Gene Ontology annotation, cellular component: nucleus. Gene Ontology annotation, molecular function: DNA-binding transcription factor activity; transcription cis-regulatory region binding. The transcript is spliced from 4 exons.
GGCCUGGUGCGCCAGAACCGAAACGAAGAAGUCGGAAAGGAUGCUGUGGAUGAAUGCAAAGGCCAGGGAACAUUGCUUACUUAUGGUAAUAAUAGCGGCGAAGAGAAGCCAGCAUGUGUCAAUUGCCAGCGACAAGGCGAGCUAUGCGACUAUAGUGUACGCCUCAAUUGGGGCGGGCGAGCAAAACGACCUUCGGCCGAUUCUCCUAGUUCCCAAUCCAGUGGGUAUGCCGGGACGGUCAUUUCGUUUGCAGAUCCUCCUCCUAAGAGGGCCGCCACUUCGAUCCCUCAAGCCCCGAGUAUGAUGGCGGCGGAUGGCUUUGUUAACACCCACGCCGGUGAAAUGGCAUCUCCAAGUGCCAUAUCGCCAAGUACACCAGCCCAUCUAAGUGUUUUUGACUCACCAAAGCCUCCCACAGGGUCGAAUGAGAUCAACUCACCGGCUCCUAUUGAUUCCAACUUUGCAACUAGCUGGUCGGAUCAUUCUCCACUGACACCUCCAGUCGCGUCAAGCUCUUUGACUCACUAUCCAUUUGGUCCGAAUUUCCACAGCGCGUUCUCGGCAGCAGCAGACCAAGGCGUUGGACUCAGGUCUCUUUCUGCUUUUGCCUUUCCUUCAAACUCUGUCUCUCAGCCUGUCUCUUUCCUUCGACAUUCGCUAGAUGCAUCCAAUGUAUCAGAGGAAAACGGCCACUCCUCCGCAGAGCAGGUACCAGACGAUCAUAGAUCUGAAUAUUCAAUCCAUAAUAUGUUGCCUCACGAGAAUGGGUCAUCAGAUCUCUCGAGGGCCGGAGGUAUAGCAGCAUUGAUGCUAGGCGCACAAGAGUCAAUGCAGGGAGACCAUCAUUUCUCGUUGUCGCAUCCGAAGGAGCUGGCGUCCGUUAACAAUGCAGAUGCACGGUGUCUCGACGUCAAUGAGAAGGAAGAGCACGCUGUGAAAGACUCGUUACUGGCCCAAAGUAAAUGGCAAGCAUAUCUCACUAGUGUGACCGAUAACUAUGGGCUCGACGGCGGGCGGCCUGACCGAGAUCUCGCUCUGAACAACGACCAUGCAGCCAUCGAUAUCAAUUCAGCUUUGGAGACCCCUCAAUCGACCUCCCCCUCAACCCAACACGCGGCGUCCAGCGCGCUGAAGCCCGGAUCCCAUGGGUACUACGAAUCACCUGUCCCCGUAAACAUUCCACGAUAUCUCUCUCCCCUCCCGUCGACAUUGCUGGAAAAUCCGAUCAAUCUCAUGUACUUCCAUCACUUCUUGAACCACACCUCGCGGAUGUUGGUGCCGCACGAUUGUGACAAGAACCCCUUCAUCUCGGUGUUGCCAGCAAUGGCCAUUGGUGAUCCUAAUUUGCUCAACCUGAUGUUAGCCUAUUCGGCGAGUCAUCGGGCGCGGUAUUUAGGACACGCGGAGCCGGCCAAUCGUAUCGCACACUGGGUCAGGGACGUCUUCCCAACCUUGCGUGUUGCACUCGAAUCCUCGCAUGAGGAGAUUACCGAUAGCCACUUAGCCACUGCGAUCCUUCUCUUGUCUUUGAAAAUUGUAUCACCGGGGACAUUUGAAGUGCCUAUCACGUGGCAGACCCACCUGAAGCUUGCCCGGGACCUUUUCCUUGCCCGGAGUGAAAGGAUCUCCCGAUUCGGGAACCGUAUAGGAGCAUUUUUUGCUCGCUGGCUCGGGUACAUUGAUACUGUGGGGGCAUUGUCUUGCCGCCAGGCGGGCCACCCUUUGAUGAUCUACCGUUCAGUCCUGGCAGCAUGUAUUGGCUCGGACAAUUACAAUGAAUUCAGCGUUGAUUGCUUUUCCGGGUUCACCCUCGGACCGGGCUCUUUCUCAUCCGCCUGGCACCGCUUCGAUGAGCUGGGGAACCUUCGCCGAGACUGGCAUCCGUCUGCGGAUAUAAUCUUGGAGGCCCAAUCGAUCCUUGGUGACUUGGAGGGCCUGCGGGAGCGCGCGCACGUGGAUCCCGAGCACCAUGUGGGCGUGGAAGGGGAAGAUAUGCUUGCCACGGAGGAAGCAUUCCGUUGUGCGGGACUACUUCACCUCCAUCGCCGGGUCUUAGGGUCUUCAUCCGACUCGUACCCAGUCAAAGAGGCCCUCAAGCAAUUGGCCAAUGCGUUAGGGCGCAUGACACUGAGCGCAUCCCUCUGUUGUCUUCUGCCCUUGUUUACGCUGGCUGUUGAAGCAUCUCCCGACCAAAGACCGGUGCUUCUGGACCGGUUUUCCGAACUAGAAAAGUGUGGAAUGAAGCAGGUAAUCCUCCCUCAAGCCUCAUGGAUCCCUUUGCACCCCUAG